Molecule: messenger RNA, 1002 nt
Organism: Bipolaris oryzae ATCC 44560
Lineage: Eukaryota; Fungi; Ascomycota; Dothideomycetes; Pleosporales; Pleosporaceae
Exons: 2
Coding region: 1-1002 (333 amino acids)
Cellular component (GO): cytoplasm
Source: RefSeq, a predicted model, not a curated record
AUGGCCUCAGCCGCACCCCUGGUGGACCUCCCAAGAUCCAAGUCAGAGUCCAAAUCACAGCUGUCAGCAUCUACAUCCAGCCCUGCCAAGACAGCGGAAAAGGUUCAAGCACGGCCGACCGUUGAGCACGGGCAGUUGCUGCCUCACCAAGACCAGUUCGUCCAUCCGCCGCAUGUCAUCCCACGCCCAAGUUAUCCAAAUGUACAUACCCUCGUCAUUGUAUGCUGCCACGCCAUCUUCUUGCCCAACGCCGAUACUCCCCAUCUUCCGCUCUUCAGUCCUUAUGAUGAGUUCAAUUGGCUUCUUGCUCCCUUCCAAAAGGCACAUGUCGCUGCUGGUAAACCCGGCGAGCACCAGACUUUUGUAUCACACAUCAAAGCCGGCAUCGAUGCCUUGACUGUGGGCACAGACGCCAACCACCCCAUCUCAAGCAUCCUUGUCUUUAGUGGCGGUGCUACCAAACGCGCAGACACGCUGAAAACAGAGGCCCGGUCCUACUAUCAUGCAGCACUCGCAGCAGAACUAGCCGAAGGCCACUUGGGCGGUGGCCGUGCUUACAAUUUGUAUAAGAAGGGAUACAUAUUGCUAGAAGAGGAAGCCACUGAUUCGUUCCAAAACUUGUUGUUCAGCAUCCUGCGAUUCAGGAAUGCCACGGGCAGAUACCCCAAGCAGAUUCGUGUCAUCACUCAUGCUUUCAAAGCGAGGCGCUUCCUGGAAUUGCAUGCUCCAACAAUCAAAUGGCCCAAGAACCGCAUCCAGGUUCAGGGUAUUGAUCCAAUUAUGACACAAGAUGCAUUGACAAGUAGCCUCCUAGGAGAAGAGAAAUCUGGAUAUGCAGCGUGGAAAGAGGACCCCAUGGGCACUGGCACCCUACUUGGCGGCAAGAGGCAACUACGAGGCUGGAAUGCUAGCACAGGAGCAAAGCAUUUCAAGCAUCUGGAAGAGAGCGUCAAACAGCUGUUCCAAGGGGAAGUCUCUGAUGAAUUGCCUUGGAUUGAGUGA